Spodoptera litura is the source of this 3887-nucleotide messenger RNA. It is a transcript of the gene OdsH, whose product is annotated as Ods-site homeobox. The record is from RefSeq and is a predicted model, not a curated record. Gene Ontology annotation, molecular function: sequence-specific double-stranded DNA binding; DNA-binding transcription factor activity, RNA polymerase II-specific. NCBI's taxonomy places the organism in Eukaryota, Metazoa, Arthropoda, Insecta, Lepidoptera, Noctuidae. Gene Ontology annotation, biological process: regulation of DNA-templated transcription.
CGAGCACUCGUAGUACCGAGCGAACGCGACGCGCGCGCCAUAGUGCGUAGUGUAGUGGCUGCCUGCGUAGUGACUCAAGGAAACAUUGUGCUGCGAUGAGACUCGAGCAUGGCGUCGGGUCGUAGGUGAGCGAGGUGGGCAAGAUAUCGGGCGCGAGGCGCGGCUCGGGCAGCGGCGGCAUGGUGCUGGAGGGCGGGCUGCCGGCGCCGCUGCAGCUGUACGCGGCGGCCGCGGCGCAGCUGGCCCCCCGGCCUCCGUGGCCGCCGUUCCUGCCGUUCUUCGGUGUUCCUCCGCCGUUCCUGGCGCGGCCCAGGUUGCCGCACCCUAUGCCGGCUCGGGCCCCACACGGCCCCCCCAGUGAAGACUCCAAUGAGGAUGGUGCCAGCAGUAAAGGUGGCGUAUGUGACGAUGAUGGUGACAGUGGAAAAAGAAGACGAUCUCGGACGAACUUCAACUCCUGGCAGCUGGAGGAGCUAGAGCGAGCGUUCCUGGCGUCUCACUACCCCGACGUGUUCAUGAGAGAAGCCCUCGCCAUGAGAUUGGAUCUCAAGGAGAGCAGAGUAGCUGUAUGGUUUCAAAACCGAAGAGCAAAAUGGCGUAAGAAGGAGCACACAAAGAAAGGUCCUGGUCGACCGGCUCACAAUGCACACCCACAGUCUUGUUCUGGAGAACCGAUACCACCACACGAGCUGAGAGCCAGGGAGAGGGCGAGAAGAAGAAAGAAGUUGGCAAAAGCGUUGGAGAGGCAAGCGAGGAAGCUACGGGCUAAGGGCAUCGCGGUGGACCUUGAGGCUCUGAAGGCGGAGUACCUGGCCCAGCACAAAAAUAGCGGCUUGUACUCCGACUCAGACGGAGACGGAGAGGGGGAGGACAGCAUGAUAGAUGUAGUAGGGGGAGACUCCUGCCACGACUCGGGACCUGAAGACUUCUCCCUAUCGGGCCGACUUCGGGCACCUUCGGGGGGCGACGGCAUGAACAACUCAGACAGUUCGACGUCUGACGGCCAUUCGGGGCGGCACUUCAGCCCAACCCCCGACCCUCAGCCCUCGUUCUUCAAGCACUUCAGCGGAGCCAGUACGAACUUUGAGAAGUUCGACUUCGACUCAGGUCGAGCUGUCUCCUUAGACCUGAGCGGUGGAGGCCACGCUACGGAGGACCUCUCGAAAAAUGGAGGGACAAGAAAACAUAAUCCUUUCAGUAUAGAGUCCUUACUUAACACGUGAAAGUGACUACAAUGUGACAAUAGAGGCUCUCGGAUAAUUCGUGACUGACCAGUGAACGUUGUGGCUGAGUGACUCAGCAGUGACUGAAUGUCGAUGGUAACAGAGUUCUCUCGGUACGCUAAAAGUGAAAAUACUUCGGGAACCAAUAUUUCUGCUGAUGUAGCUACGAUAGUGCUGUACCAACACUUGAUGGCAUUUCAGAGUUGUUACUUUGCUUACAGUAAAAUGUUAUUAUCAUUAGAUUAAUCAGCUUUUGUAAAGACUUGAUGAGUACCAUAUAAUUAAUAAAAACAUAUCUCGUGUGAAUACUAGACCUAGGCAAUGUAUUAUAUAGGUAGUAGUGUAUAUAGUAACGAUCUAUAUUUAUUUUCCUUAAUGUUAAUAUAUUUUUCUCUUACAAUCGGGGCAAUAAUUUUAUAUUGACGUUUGUUGAUGAUGUGGUAUUUUAUUCGUUUUUUUUGCGAUUUCAAAUUUUAUUUUUUUAUUUACUAAAUGGCGUAUGACUUGAAUGAUGUUUGAGUCGAAAAUAUAUGCUAAACAAGUAUAAUUAUAUACACGUAAAUUGGUGUGAAGAAUAUUUCAGUAGGUAACGGGCUAAAUUUGUUAACUUUCAGGAACAAAACAUUUUAGGUAGUUUUAAAUGUGUCAUUACGGUUUAACAACCCAAUGAAACACUAAGUUUUACUCCAUUAGACAUAAUGGUGAGCAAUUAACUUAAUUACGACGCCAUUGCUGUAUAAUUUCUUGACAGAAACACUUUGUAACAAUUACUGCGAUAAACUGAACCAGCCAUGAUACAUCAAGCUUACAAAAAGGUUGAAAAAAUAUGACAUUAAUACCCUUUAAGUUUUCUUAUCGAUAUCUCGAUAUCACAAUAUCGAUACUAAACAAAACCGGACAGGACAACAUUAACACAAAAUAAUAAAUUUUAAUUAAUUUAAAAACAGACUUUAUGAAUCUAUAAAUAAAAAUAUCAAUUUAAUUUUAAACACAAGAAAUAAAUUAUAAAAAUAAUAAAAAGUCUUUAUCUUGGCUCUACGAACUAGAACAACAGACGCUAUAAGAGAGCACUAAUAAAAAAAACAAAUCCAUAAACUAAAAAAGAUGGCGGCGCAAAUAAAAUUACUAUUGGCGAAAGAAAUACAAUCUCUUGUCGUAAAAUAACAACAAUUAAUGAACGUAUAAUGCGUAACGACCGAUAAGAGAGCCAAUUAGCAAAACAUUAUGGCUGCGUUCACUUUACUGCCAUUUUUACUUAUUCCGCAGUAAGUUUAUAGGUACAUAACAAUGUGCAACCCGAUUGGUCACGGAGUCAUUGUCUCGAGCCGUUGGCACGUGAAAUUAUCCACUUUGAAAAUGGCUAUAGAACAUUUUUAUUAAUGUUUCUCUUAUUCUCUUUUACCUGGCCUUUACACAACUAGAUUAUGGUCAGCAGUACCGUCUAGAUUUAACUGAAUGUCAGUAUCCGUUUACAGUUCCAAGAUUUAACUACAGAUUAAUCUUAAUAGAAUUUUCUCAAUAAAACUUGUUAUUAAAUCUGAGGGCUUGACUGCAAUUAAUGUCACUAUAGUCUUGUGAGAAGCAGAACCGAUGGCAUUUAAUUAAUAGUUAAUAGACGACACAAUUAUAUCAUAAAAUCAGAAAGUGGGAAAUGAUUGGGGAAAGUAGCCCUUCGAUACUUUUCUCUGCCGAUCAAGAAACAUUGACCUCAAAGUAACUCUAGGAUAAAAUAUAAAGAAAAUACUUAGGUAUAAUCAUGUUACACUAUACAAAGUUGCAAUUAUAUAACAAACAAAGUUCGUCAUUGAUAAACUAAAUUAACGUUCAAGGACGAAACAAUUUGCUAAAGCAAUUUGGCAAAAGAAUAACAUUGAUAUACGCAAUGUAAUGUAACCCCUAGAUAAGGUGACACCUAUAAAACUGUUUUUAGUACAUUGUUAUGGAAACAUCAAGACAAAAUAAUGUUUAUUACUCGUUAUAAUUGACAUUUGUUGGUUUACAACAAUUAACAUUUGACGUCGAGUCAUUUUAUUGGUGCCCGUAACCUACUGACACCAAUUUACAGUCACCAUAUCCUGAUAAUUCACAUAAAUGAUAAAAUAAUCAUUCAUACCCUCUGAUGAUAAAAACUCUUUGAUCUCUCUUUUAAAACUGUACCUACAAGUAAUAUUAAGAAUUGUGUCUAGAUUUUAAAAUGUAUUUUAUUUUUUAUGAAAUAUUUUGCCAGUGUAUAACGAUUUAUAGUUCAAAUGUAUAAGGCAUACAUUCGUCUGUUCAUCUUAAUUUAUAUUUAAGACAUUGUUACAUACAGACUGUAUUUCUUUAUUUAUUUAUAUGGAACCAACCUACGGGCCUAAUGUUAAGCUCACUCUAUAUACAAUAAGUUCACAUCACAUCCUUGUAGGUAUUUUAAUUUUGUUCUUUUUUAACGAAAGUAAUGUGUAGUAAUAAAAUAUAAAUGGUUACUAACUAAAUGUACAUUUUUGUAGUCGGAAACAAUAUAUUAGGUACAAAACAUAUUGACUAAGUUUUAAUUUAUAUUUAUAGACGAAUGAACGGUGGAAAAUGGAUAUUUGUAAAUUGAUUAUCACACUGUAUGUAAGAUGUAAAAAGGUAUGUUACGUGAGUAAUUUAUUGAAUCAAAAUAUAACACGAUUAAACACA